AUGCCUCUCCGCCCUCAUCACCUUGGCGUCGGUUUCCCAGCACACGCUUACCAAAAACGCCGUGUAGAACCUCACGACCGCUCCACUGGAUAUCAGCCCAAGGUCCGCAUCACAGAUCGCUACCGUAUCGUCGGCUUCAUCAGCUCUGGUACCUAUGGACGCGUCUACAAGGCUGUCGGCCGCAACGGCAAGCCCGUCGGCGAGUUUGCCAUCAAAAAGUUCAAGCCCGAUAAAGAGGGGGAGCAGAUCAGCUACACGGGCAUCUCGCAGAGUGCUAUUCGUGAGAUGAGUCUUUGCAGUGAGCUCAACCAUGGAAAUGUUAUCCGCCUGUGUGAGAUUAUGCUUGAAGACAAGUGCAUUUUUAUGGUCUUUGAGUAUGCCGAACAUGAUCUGCUACAGAUUAUCCAUCACCACACUCAGCAGCCUCGACACCCGAUACCUCCGGCUACAGUCAAGAGCAUCAUGUUCCAGCUCCUCAACGGCUGUCAGUACCUCCACACCAACUGGGUACUCCACCGUGAUCUCAAGCCCGCCAACAUCAUGGUGACCUCGUCCGGCGAGGUAAAGAUUGGCGAUCUUGGACUCGCCCGUCGCUUCGACAAGCCUCUGCACUCCCUCUUCAGCGGUGAUAAGGUGGUCGUGACAAUAUGGUAUCGCGCCCCCGAGCUCAUCCUCGGCUCCUAUCAUUACACACCGGCCAUCGACAUGUGGGCUGUUGGCUGCAUCUUUGCCGAGCUGCUAUCUCUACGGCCUAUCUUCAAGGGUGAGGAAGCCAAGAUGGAUAGCAAGAAGACGGUUCCCUUCCAGCGGAACCAGAUGCAGAAGAUUAUCGAGAUCAUGGGCGUGCCGACAAAGGAUAAAUGGCCACUUCUCCCGACUAUGCCUGAGUAUAAUCAACUCAACACGCUCGCCAACUCGAUGACGUCUCACCAUGGCCAUCACGGUCAUCAUCAUCACCCUCAUCACCAUGGUCACUACGGCUCUCGUAAUCCACCUCCACCUCCCCCUGGCGGUUCAAACCUCGAGAAGUGGUACUACAGCACCAUCUCCCAUGCAGGCCCUCCCGGGUCCAACGCCAACCCCCCGCUCGCCUCUCUGGGUGCGGAGGGCUACAAGUUGCUCGCCGGUCUUCUCGAGUACGAUCCAGCCAAGCGUCUCACAGCCGCGCAGGCCUUGCAGUCGCCAUUCUUUAGCACAGGCGAUCGCGUUAGUGCAAACUGCUUCGAGGGGUUAAAGAACGAAUAUCCGCAUCGACGUGUCAGCCAGGACGACAACGACAUCCGAACUAGUAGUCUACCGGGAACGAAGCGAAGCGGACUGCCAGAUGACUCGCUCGUCCGGCCAGCCAAGCGAUUAAAGGAGUGA
Messenger RNA from Fusarium vanettenii 77-13-4, 1365 nucleotides. RefSeq lists its product as uncharacterized. The record is from RefSeq and is a predicted model, not a curated record. Lineage: Eukaryota; Fungi; Ascomycota; Sordariomycetes; Hypocreales; Nectriaceae. Bases 1 to 1365 code for a protein of 454 amino acids. Gene Ontology annotation, molecular function: ATP binding; RNA polymerase II CTD heptapeptide repeat kinase activity; cyclin-dependent protein serine/threonine kinase activity. The transcript has a single exon. Gene Ontology annotation, cellular component: nucleus; mediator complex. Gene Ontology annotation, biological process: protein phosphorylation.